AAAUAAAUGCAUGUCAGAAUUCCCAGUGUCAGAAUGGUGGUUUCUGUGUUCCUGUGGCAGGAUCCUGUACUGACUAUACCUGUACAUGUACUGGAUGUUAUACUGGACAAUAUUGUACAACAUUAUUGAAUCCAUGCCAGAAUUCUCAAUGUCAGAAUGGUGGUUUCUGUGUAGCUGUACCUGGAUCUUGUACUGACUAUACCUGUACAUGCAGUGGAUGUUAUACUGGACAAUAUUGCACAACAUUAUUGAAUGCAUGUGACAACCAUCAAUGUCAGAAUGGAGGUACUUGUGUUGCUAUCCCAGGAUCCUGUGAUACGUAUCAGUGUACAUGUCCUACUUGCUAUAUUGGACAGUAUUGUUCGACAUUGCAAGAUCCUUGUGCCAACAGUUUCUGUCAGAAUGGUGCAACAUGUGUUCCUGUUCCUGGUUCUUGUACAGAUUGGAGCUGUGCUUGUGCUGAAUGCUAUACUGGAAUGUACUGUACCCAACAAAUAAAUGCAUGUCAGAAUUCCCAGUGUCAGAAUGGUGGUUUCUGUGUUCCUGUGGCAGGAUCCUGUACUGACUAUACGUGUACAUGUACUGGAUGUUAUACUGGACAAUAUUGUACACAAUUAUUGAAUCCAUGCCAGAAUUCUCAAUGUCAGAAUGGUGGUUUCUGUGUAGCUGUACCUGGAUCUUGUACUGACUAUACCUGUACAUGCAGUGGAUGUUAUACUGGACAAUAUUGUACAACAUUAUUGAAUGCAUGUGACAACCAUCAAUGUCAGAAUGGAGGUACUUGUGUUGCUAUCUCAGGAUCCUGCGAGUUAUAUCAGUGUACAUGUCCUAGCUGCUAUCUUGGACAGUAUUGUUCAACACUCCAAGAUCCAUGCGCUAACAACUAUUGUCAGAAUGGUGGAACAUGUGUUGCUGUUCCUGGUUCUUGUACAGAUUUUACUUGUACUUGUGCUGAUUGCUAUACUGGACAAUACUGUACUCAGUUUAUUAAUCCCUGCCAAAAUAAUAAUCAGUGUCAGAAUGGCGGUUUCUGUGUUGCUGUGCCAGGAUCUUGUACUGAAUUCACCUGUACAUGUACUGGAUGUUACAGUGGACAGUUUUGUACUAUAUUUUCCGAUCCAUGUCAAAACUUUCCAUGUUUGAAUGGUGGUACUUGCACUGCUUUACCAGGAUCCUGUACAACAUAUUCGUGUCAAUGUGUUGGGUGCUACACUGGAUUAACCUGUGCAACUUUGCAAGAUCCAUGUGCCAACAGUUUCUGUCAGAAUGGUGCAACAUGUGUUCCUGUCCCUGGUUCUUGUAGAGAUUGGAGCUGUGCUUGUGCUGAAUGCUAUACUGGAACAUACUGUACCCAACAAAUAAAUGCAUGUCAGAAUUCCCAGUGUCAGAAUGGUGGUUUCUGUGUUCCUGUGGCAGGAUCCUGUACUGACUAUACCUGUACAUGUACUGGAUGUUAUACUGGACAAUAUUGUACAACAUUAUUGAAUCCAUGCCAGAAUUCUCAAUGUCAGAAUGGUGGUUUCUGUGUAGCUGUACCUGGAUCUUGUACUGACUAUACCUGUACAUGCAGUGGAUGUUAUACUGGACAAUAUUGCACAACAUUAUUGAAUCCAUGCCAGAAUUCUCAAUGUCAGAAUGGUGGUUUCUGUGUAGCUGUACCUGGAUCUUGUACUGACUAUACCUGUACAUGCAGUGGAUGUUAUACUGGACAAUAUUGUACAACAUUAUUGAAUGCAUGUGACAACCAUCAAUGUCAGAAUGGUGGUACUUGUGUUGCUAUCUCAGGAUCCUGCGAGUUAUAUCAGUGUACUUGUCCUACUUGCUAUCUUGGACAGUAUUGUUCAACAUUCCAAGAUCCAUGCGCUAACAACUAUUGUCAGAAUGGUGGAACAUGUGUUGCUGUUUCUGGUUCUUGUACAGAUUUUACUUGUACUUGUGCUGAUUGCUAUACUGGACAAUACUGUACUCAGU
This is a messenger RNA of Saccoglossus kowalevskii, 1971 nucleotides long. RefSeq lists its product as uncharacterized. Gene Ontology annotation, cellular component: plasma membrane; protein-containing complex. Gene Ontology annotation, molecular function: calcium ion binding. Lineage: Eukaryota; Metazoa; Hemichordata; Enteropneusta; Harrimaniidae. Gene Ontology annotation, biological process: establishment or maintenance of epithelial cell apical/basal polarity; heterophilic cell-cell adhesion. The record is from RefSeq and is a predicted model, not a curated record.